This is a messenger RNA of Cydia pomonella (codling moth), 2986 nucleotides long. It is a transcript of the gene toy, whose product is annotated as paired box protein Pax-6. Gene Ontology annotation, molecular function: RNA polymerase II cis-regulatory region sequence-specific DNA binding; DNA-binding transcription factor activity, RNA polymerase II-specific. Bases 117 to 1442 code for a protein of 441 amino acids. Gene Ontology annotation, biological process: regulation of transcription by RNA polymerase II; anatomical structure development. The record is from RefSeq and is a predicted model, not a curated record. The transcript is spliced from 9 exons. Lineage: Eukaryota; Metazoa; Arthropoda; Insecta; Lepidoptera; Tortricidae.
GGGUGGCGCUGCACGGGGGGUGGGGGCGGCCGGCGCCGGCGCACGCCGCCACCACGCUGGUCGGCGGGCUGGUGCCGCCGCGGGAGCCAACCACGGCGGCGGAAGCGUUCUGGAAGAUGCCGCACAAAGACGAGCUCAUGCAUAGCGCUGCGAUGGGCGGAGGGGCGCUCUUCGGGUGCUCCUCCGCCGGCCACAGCGGGAUCAACCAGCUCGGAGGAGUCUACGUCAACGGGCGGCCGCUGCCGGACUCCACGAGGCAGAAGAUUGUGGAGCUGGCGCACUCAGGCGCGCGGCCCUGCGACAUCAGCCGCAUCCUGCAGGUCUCCAACGGCUGCGUGUCCAAGAUACUCGGCAGCUUUGCACGCAGAUAUUACGAGACGGGGUCGAUCAAGCCCCGCGCCAUCGGGGGGUCGAAGCCGCGGGUAGCCACGACCCCGGUAGUGUCCAAGAUCGCCGACUACAAGCGGGAGUGCCCGUCGAUCUUCGCGUGGGAGAUUCGAGAUCGCCUGCUCAGCGAGAACGUGUGCAAUAAUGACAAUAUACCUAGCGUGUCCUCAAUAAACCGAGUACUUCGCAACCUAGCAUCGCAGAAAGAACAAGCCGCGUCCGCGCAAAACGACAGCGUGUACGAGAAGUUAAGGAUGUUCAACGGACAGGCGGCGACGGGGUGGUGGUAUCCAGGGCUUCCCGCGCCCGCGCCGACGUUACCAGCGCCGCUGCCACCUCAGCUGAACCGGCCGAGCAGUGAGGAGCAUAAGAGAGAACAUCUUCCCACAGCGGACGCGCUACAAUCCGAAGCGGGUUCGGACGGGAACAGCGAACACGCCUCCUCAGGAGACGAGGACUCGCAGAUGAGGCUACGGCUCAAGAGGAAACUGCAGAGGAACAGGACGUCCUUCACUAAUGACCAGAUAGACAGCCUUGAAAAAGAGUUCGAACGAACGCACUACCCCGACGUGUUCGCGCGGGAACGACUGGCCGAAAAGAUAGGAUUGCCUGAGGCACGUAUCCAGGUGUGGUUCUCAAACCGGCGGGCAAAAUGGCGAAGAGAAGAGAAACUAAGAAGUCAACGGCGGGACGCGCCUGCUGCGUCCCCGCCUGCACCGCCCGCACCGCGUUUACCGCUCAACGGGGGCUUUAACUCAAUGUACAGCCCUAUACCGCAACCUAUAUCUACGAUGAGUGAUACCUACAGCUCAAUGUCCGGCGGUCUCUCCUCCUCCUGCCUGCAACAGCGCGACGGCGGCUACCCCUACAUGUUCGGCGACGUGCUCGGCAACGGCGGGUACGCCCGAGCACCCGCCGCGCAUCAACACGCGGCGUACAGUCAGCCCCAAGCCGCCGCUAGCACUGGUGUAAUAUCGGCGGGAGUCUCCGUCCCCGUCCAAAUACCAUCGCAGGGGCCCGACCUCGCCUCGAACUACUGGGGAAGACUCCAGUGAUCGCAGCUCUUCGGGUUCCCGCGCCUGCUAAUGCCUGAGAACCCGACAGAGCCAUCUAGCGAAAUGCCGCACAACUACGACCUCUCCAUGAACGCUCUCAACAUGACCGCCGGGCAUGACGCUAUUGAGAUGCCGGAAGUAUCGUAAGUCAGAGAAGAAAGCAACUGAUGAUGUUCAAACCUAGUUUUAAGCGGCGCGCGUGGUAAACUAUGCUGAAAAAUAAAAUUAGUAUUUUUUUGGUAGAAUUUGGAGUUUUUGAGUUUGUUCUACUUAGACCCCCGGGUGUUAAAAUUGGCCCUAAAUCAGUUUUUUAUACGUUCUUACUUGAACCAGUUGAUGUAAAAAUCCAAUUAGUUUAGACAUGUCUUUCUAAUUUCUAUUCCAUAUUCCAAUUGGUUAUUUCUUUAAUCAAUUCUUAGCGGAAUAAACAAAAAUACUCAAAUUAAAAAAAUAUUCAAAUUCUAAUUAUAUUUAUUUAUCAUUUUAUUAUUACAGCUUAAUUUACUGCGCGCGUUUGAUUUUUAAACUAAGCUAAGGGAUUGGGUACCGGAGAAUAAUUUCUAAAAUCCUCAUUCCUAUGUAUGUCCAUGUUUCGAAAUUCUUAUAGACUAUGCGUGUGCAAUUAUUUCAAUCCAGUUUACAAACAUAAAUAUAAUUACAAAUUUCAAAUGUAGGUACAUUUAUUAUCUUUCAAGUAGCUGUUGCAUUUCCCUACUUACAAAAGUUAAUCCAACUAUUAUUUAAGAAGUACCACCUUAAACUACCUACUCUAAGAGUUUUUAAGAAUUUCGUACAUUAGAAAACAUCUAUAAAUUAUUUUAGGAACGUAUUUUAGUAAUCGCGAUUUACGAAAUUAUGCUACGAACCCAAGAAGUUAAAUGUAUAUACAGCGCCAUCUCUGAUCGAGUAGCGGCAGCUUUGAACGCUCCGCGUGAAAUCCGAAAUACAUGUAAAUAAUUGUUUGUGCCAACGUUCUAUGAUAAGUGUUAUGCACCCUUUACGUGCACAACCCUUUUUCUUUGAUGUAUGUAGGGGUGACAAGGAUUAAUAGAAAACGAGGAAAUUCCCAUUCGCCACGGCGUUCGCCCCCUCAAAAUUGUCACACUACAAAUUGUAUUAUUUGUACAAUUCAUAACAGCACUUAGUUAAUUUACGAUAUUUAUUUAUUGAUAGGAAUCAAUUUUGCUGUGAUUAAAUUAGUAUAGAUAUUAUUUUACCACAAAUUGUUGAAUUCGUGUAACCUAAAGCCAAAAUUGCAUUUAUUUCUUCUUAAUACCUGUAUUAUAAUUAAUAUUCGAUACGAUGGUGCUGGUUUCCAGCAAGUUCUAUAUUUUACAUUUAAUUUUAAUGUAAAGUGAACUUUUUAAUAUAUUUUCAUUGUUUAAUGGAAUGAAAUGCAAUACUGACGGGGCGAUAUGAUAUAAAAAGUGUACGUAUUAAUUGUAAUUUAGUUUUUAAGUGUAAAAUAAAUUAUUAAUCGAUUAUAAGUGCAUAUAGAUUGAGGGGAUUACAGUGAAAUUUAAUAAAUAUCGCAUUAACCAUUA